AUGAAUGCCCUGCGCGGGCAGGUGGGUGGAGAGAUCAGCGUGGAGAUGGAUGCUGCUCCUGGAAUCGACCUCACCAAGAUCCUGGCCGAGAUGAGGGAGCAGUACGAGAGCCUGGCGGACAAGAACCGCAGGGACGCCGAGCAGUGGUUCUUCAGCAAGACGGAAGAGCUGAACCGGGAGGUGGCCAUCAACACGGAGCAGCUUCAGAGCGGCAAGACGGAGAUCACAGAGCUACGACGCACCAUCCAGAGCCUGGAGAUCGACCUGCAGUCCCAGCUCAGCACGAAAGCGGCGUUGGAGGGCACCUUGGCUGACACAGAAGCCCGUUACGGCACCCAGCUGGCCCAGCUCCAGGGGCUGAUCACCAGCGUGGAGGAGCAGCUGGCCGAGCUGCGGUGUGACAUGGAGCGCCAGAACCACGAGUACAGGGUCCUCCUGGACGUCAAAUCCCGCCUGGAGCAGGAGAUCGCCACGUACCGCCGGCUCCUGGAGGGCGAGGACGCCCAGUACGUAGAGGGGCUUCACUUGGGAGGGCACAUCGGGAAGAGACGG
Aptenodytes forsteri (emperor penguin) is the source of this 552-nucleotide messenger RNA. RefSeq names its product keratin, type I cytoskeletal 14-like. NCBI's taxonomy places the organism in Eukaryota, Metazoa, Chordata, Aves, Sphenisciformes, Spheniscidae. The transcript has 3 exons. The annotation marks the transcript as partial. Gene Ontology annotation, cellular component: keratin filament. The record is from RefSeq and is a predicted model, not a curated record. Gene Ontology annotation, molecular function: structural molecule activity.